This is a messenger RNA of Durusdinium trenchii, 817 nucleotides long. Lineage: Eukaryota; Dinophyceae; Suessiales; Symbiodiniaceae. The record is from the annotation of a GenBank genome assembly.
UCUCUCUCUGGGAGUUGUUGGAGGAGAGUGAAGUGCAGAGGCUCGAGAAGUAUGGCAUGGAGGCUUCACUCCUUGAGUUGAAGGAGCUCUCGAAUCUGUGGAAGGACUUUGAGACAGAUGCAGAGGUCUACGUCAACCAGAUGGCCAUCGAGGAGUCUUUGGGCCUGUCUCAGGUGGCUCCUGCCGAAGUGGAGGAACGGCCAUUGGAUCGUGGAUCCAGCACGCCGCUCAGCAAGCAGAGUGUCAAGAGGCUUUUGAAGAGCUUGCUGAGGAGCUUCAGCGAACCCGACUUCCAAGAGGCCAUCGAAAAGCUCAAGCAGACAGCCGACGCUUCGUCCCAUCUGUGCCGCGACCAGGGCUACUAUCAGCUUCCUGGGCGUGCAGCAAUGGCCUUCGCGGUGCAAGAACAACUCUUGCCCUGCUUUGGCCUGCCGGGCUCACGGCAGGGUGUCCAGCAGAUGAUCGCCCGUUGCGCGUGCUUUUUGGAGGACGAGGAGGUGGUGCAAUUGAUGGACUCCGUCAACAUGAAGCUGGGCAUGUCCCCCAGCGCCGCUGUGCGCUUCCGCACCCUGGCCAUGGAGCUGAAGUGAGGCCGGCCCAUAUGGCAAUGCCAGGUGCAAAGGCUUCUGCGAGAGCAGUUGAAGGAGUGCAAGCGAGGUUGCGGAAAGCUUACGGCCCGAAGAGGCCUUCCUCAGACAUCCAGUUCUGGGAAAGCUGCCGCUGCCUCUGCCUCUCUCCAAUUUGAAGUGGCGCGAACGCCGCCACUGGGAAUCACACGUUUUAGCCUAUGUUGCCAGGGUUGGGUGUUGGAUGGUGU